Messenger RNA from Vespa velutina, 4437 nucleotides. RefSeq names its product ets DNA-binding protein pokkuri-like (gene aop). Lineage: Eukaryota; Metazoa; Arthropoda; Insecta; Hymenoptera; Vespidae. Gene Ontology annotation, molecular function: sequence-specific DNA binding; DNA-binding transcription factor activity, RNA polymerase II-specific. The transcript has 6 exons. The record is from RefSeq and is a predicted model, not a curated record. Gene Ontology annotation, biological process: cell differentiation; regulation of transcription by RNA polymerase II. Gene Ontology annotation, cellular component: nucleus. The coding region runs from base 1758 to 3164 and encodes 468 amino acids.
AGCUUAGUCACUCGCCAGCUACGAGACGCGUGUCUCUCCUUCUCGUUCGCUACUACAUCCGUUGCUCCGUUUGCACUUUGCUCGACCAGGCACUAUACAGAGUGUGUGCAGCGUAAGGGGAAAGAAAAACGAGUAGGAAGAGAGCUUACGCGAAACUACCGCCACCGCUCUCGAAGAGCAGUAAAUGUCUCUUCGAGGAGCUUAAGCCGGCAUAUCUUUCUCUCUCUCUCUCUCUCUCUCUCUCUCCCCUCUCUCUCUCCCUCUCUCUCUCUCUCUCUCUCUCUCUCUCUCUCUCUAUCUAUCUAUCUAUCUAUCUAUCUAUCUAUCCAUUUAUCUAUCUAUCUAUCUAUCUAUCUAUCUAUCUGUAUUUCUCUGGCGCGCGCGCCAGUCAACCAACCCACUCUUUCUCUUGCUUUUUCUCUUUCUUUCUCGUCCCCUCUCCGAUAUCCACUCUGAUCUUCUCGAUCACUCUCCCAUCCCUUCUUCUAAUCUCAUCCUAUUUUUCCUAACGCUAAAGGAAGGAAACUUAUCGAGGAGGAAGGACCUGUUUGCGGCCAGAUGGUUAAUACGAAAUUGUGACUUGUUAGAGAUAAAUGAGUCUCAAGUGUACGCAGUUCGUGUGGAUAUUCAACGUCCUCGUCGUUAUUAUUUUUUGUCGAGUACAUUGCGCAGUAUCGCUGAACCGUUGUUGAGCCCUCGCUGACGUUCAUCUAACCUCGACGUGUACUCACGUGCGCGAGCAGUGACGUUUCGUUAAUCCAGAAUUGUGACGGCGGGUUUACGUGUGUAUGCGUGUGCCUGUACGUACGUGCGUGCGUGUGCGUAUGCUUGUAUGUGUGUGCGUGCGUGCGUGUGUGUGUACAUACAUACGUACGUAAUAAAGAGAGAGAGAGAGAGAGAGAGAGAGAGAGAGAGAGCGAGAGAGAGCGAGAGAGAGCGAGAGAGAGCGAGAGAGAGCGAGAGCGAGAGCGAGUGAGAGAACAGGAGAGGAGGCUUUUUCCCUCCGUAAGAUAAAUAUUUGAACCACGGUUACGUCUUUCGACGUACAACACUGAACGAUGAAUUCGAAAAAAAGAAUCUUUAUCGAGUGAAUGCCGAUAAAAAGUCAUUGGAACGUACGUUAGUUAAGGGACCGAACGACGUUGGGUCACAUUGAUGAUAUCGUGAGACGGUACGUCACAUCACACGACAGCCACGGCACAAGGAGGAGAAGCGGAAGAAGGUGGUGGCGAGAAGGAGGAGGAGGAAGAAGAGGAGGAAGAGGAAAAAGAGAAGCAGAUCGCUCUUUGGGACGAUCGGGGAUGCUUUAACAACAAAAGCUGCAUCGUAUUGCUGAAGGAUUUGAUAAACCUGCGAAAAAAUAGUUUAAUCGAGAUACGAACGCGAAGCGUAAUAUUUCCAAGCCUUGGACAGACAUCAUGAAGAUGUCGGAUAAGAGCGAAGAAGAAGGAAGAAGAAGAGGGAGGAAAGAGGAGGAGAGCGAGCGCACGCGCAUUUAAAGAAGAAAGAGAGAGUGGGAGGGAGGAGGGUCACUGACACGUCGCUGAAGCGUUUUAUCAGUCGAGUGCACAGCCCACAUAGUUAGGCUGCGUUCACACGUGCUCGUGGACAUCGUACCGUCUGCCCCCCUUUACUGCGCCUAGAUAUUCGACUGUCGUUCGUGAACGGACGUAUGCCAGCGUGCACGGCACGCGGAAAGAGAAAAACGCGAAGAAGACGGGACGAGGAAAACAGUAGUCAGAAAUCUGAGGCGUGUUAUGAAAUUGUUGCCAACGAUUCAAUUGCCACAAUUACCGCCGGUUUCCGCCGCGAGCGGAUUAACCGGGAUGGAUUCUCGACUACCACCGGGUAUAUCGUUGCCCUUUAGCCCUACGGAUUUGCUUUGGCGAUACGGACCCAGUAUGAAUUUUCCGCCAACGACACAUCCACCACCGAGUCCGUUGCUUGAUUUCAAGACCCAUCUGCCUGCAAGCUUAGCCUCCGAUCCACGACUUUGGUCAAGAGAGGACGUCGCCGCGUUUCUACGGUGGGCCGAAAGGGAGUUUGAUUUGCCCCAAUUCGACAUGGAUAUGUUCCAGAUGAACGGAAAGGCGCUUUGCCUCCUAACGAAAGCCGAUCUUGGCGAAAGGUGCCCUGGGGCGGGUGACGUCUUGCACAAUGUCUUGGCGAUGCUUGCGCGCGAUUUCAAUCAGUUACAGAGGUGCCUUCCCAGUAGUCCUGUAACACCUACCAGACCAUCAGCUUAUCCGCUCAGUCCUCAUUCGCACCCGCCAACGCCUACGUGGACUGAAAAUCCAUAUGCCGCAAAUCUGGCCUCACUGAUGUCCGCCAAUUCCGUUACUCUGUCUCCGGCACCGUCUGUCGAUAGCCAGGCUGGUUCACCUGGACACGCGGAUGGCAACCAGACACAGAUUUAUAAAAGCGAUUCGGACGAGGACAAUCAUCAAGUAGGAGGAAGUAACAGUCCUCCGGCGACACCUACGGCACUCGCUGCGCAAAGACUUAGCGAAGUUUGCGUUAAGGAUCAACCGAGUCCGACGCUGCCUUCCCAAAUGAUGCCACUUACUUCGGGUGCAUAUAGGCAGGCCGCCGCGAAUACCGCGAGAGAAUUCUUUCCUAGCGACUCAUCCGAACCUAAUACCAAUGGGAGGCUUUUAUGGGAUUUUCUUCAACAGUUACUCAACGAUCCAUCUCAACGAUAUACACAUUAUAUAGCGUGGAAGAGUCGAGAGACUGGUGUUUUUAAGAUUGUUGACCCUCCUGGUUUAGCACGGUUAUGGGGUAUACAGAAAAAUCAUUUGUCUAUGAAUUAUGACAAGAUGAGCAGAGCUUUACGUUAUUACUAUCGCGUAAACAUACUUAGGAAAGUCCAGGGAGAGCGGCAUUGUUAUCAGUUUCUCCGAAAUCCAACCGAGUUGAAGAACAUAAAGAAUAUAUCUUUGUUGCGACAACAAAUGCGAAUAAAAUCGGAACCCGAGGAGGAGGGAAGCAUGACCGGAAGCGGUCUGGACACGGAAGCGGACAUGCCGACGGAUCUCUCGAUGUCCACUAUGAAUCAACCGUCGAGUGAGCAGCCUCUACCGCUACACGAUCCACCUACCAAGUACAGAAGUCACGCGUAUAAUCUCGUUAAGGCCAGUCAGGAACCGGAAGAGAGGAAGUGACGAGGGUCCUAGCGUUGAUAUCGCGCGACAGCGCACGAUUACAUACGAUAGUACGCUAUCAUUGGACGUUGGCGCUAAUGCGAAUAUGUUGCGGGCUCUCGUUUUAAAACUGGAUGCCUCCGAACGGUACGCGAAAAGACAACGAAAGGCCGUCCAGUAUCUAUACCGACGUCGUUGGAUACGAUUGAGGACGCAUUUCCGAGGGUAGCUGUGAUGAAAGUCUUUAGAAGAAGUGGAUAUCGCCAUUUGGUUACCAAUUCUAGAAUCGAUUGAAAUCGACUAGAAUCGCCUAGAAUCAAGAAUAUAAGGAAUAUAAGAUAUCGAGAAGAUAUUUCUAUCGGUGGCAAACGCGAUAUGCCAAAGGAUGCCUCUCGAAUUUCGUCCAUACAUCGGUCAAAAAUCUGUUGCUGAUUAUAAUAGUACAAGAUUCCUCCCUUUUAUCUAAGGACUUUUGGGAGAACGAUCCUAACAGAAAGCCAAGAUUUAAUGAGAGCCUUUAUAAUCGGGCCAUAAUGGUGGGUAAGGUUUUAGCGGUCUGUGAUUAUGAACCAUUUCUCUUGAGGAAUAUGGGACUCAUAAGAAUGAGUAAAUAUCGUGGGAUUUAUCAUUGUCCAUUAUGAAUUAAUGCCUCUUACUCAAGUGCAAUCAGAUGAUAGCUAUCGGUUACCGAGCAACACACAGUUAUUAAAGGACGUUAAACUUAUUUAGAUGGAUUUCAAUAAGCGUGCAAAAUAUUUUAACAAAAAUUACGUGUAAUACGUAGGAUAUCGUAGGAUGUCGUGGUUUUUUAAGGAGAUAUUUACGAAAUAUAAUAUUUUAUUAAAUUCGGAUAUUAUAUAAUGCAUAAUAUUCAAUAAGACAACGUAAGCUGAAAAAUGGGAAAAUUGGUCGAAGGUAUACUUGCCAGGAGAUCUCUGUGCGAUCUUUGUUAAAGUUACUCCCUUGUGGAAUCAAGAUAUCACCAUCUCCAUGCUAUUCUCCCAACAUAUCGACUCUAGUAAAAAGCGAAAGAUCUGGAUUGCCUAUUAUUGUACGCUUCGUAAUACAUGAUGAUUCGUUAUAACCGUCGUGGAAAAAUACUUUAGUUUAAGCGGUGAAUCGUCGUGUCGAAUCGGUGGACGCUUCAGUGAAGCUUAAAGGUUUGCGGAUAUUCCGCUAAUGUUUCUCCAUAUCUUCUUUCAUGAAACCCUCUUUUUAAUGCGAAACGUUUUAGUUUUACUUUCUCUCCUCAAAUUUAGACUAAAUAUACUUAUAUACGUAUAUGUACCUAAUU